UUUAUUACUGCACAAAAAAGUUGGCAACAUAAAACACGGAUGUCAAUUGUCAUUUACUACACGUACAAAUACUGGGACGAGUACCAUUUUUGUGCCUUUCGCCAGUACUUAGUAGUACUAGUCGGUUUUCAUAUUGCUUACGUAUACGUUGCUGUUACACAAAGGUGCUCCAAAUAACGUCCUUGAAGAGUAAGAUAAACCUCAAAAAUGGAUACUUCUAUGACAGGAAGAGACAUAAGAAAAACUUUUAUCGACUUUUUUAUUGACAAGGGUCAUAGAUAUGUCCACUCUUCAUCCACCAUACCCCUGGAUGACCCGACUUUACUAUUUACAAAUGCAGGCAUGAAUCAGUUUAAACCAAUAUUUUUGGGAUCCGUAGACCCAAAUUCUGACAUGGCCCAAUACAUAAGGGUGGUAAACACUCAGAAAUGCAUAAGAGCGGGUGGUAAGCAUAAUGAUUUAGAUGAUGUAGGCAAAGAUGUUUAUCAUCAUACAUUUUUUGAAAUGAUGGGUAAUUGGUCUUUUGGUGAUUACUUUAAAAAAGAAAUAUGUGCAUGGGCAUGGGAGCUUCUGACGGAAGUGUAUAAAUUGUCUGGAGAUAGACUAUAUGUUACUUACUUUGGUGGCGAUCCUGCAUCGGGUCUUGAGGCUGAUUUGGAAUGUAAAGAUAUAUGGCUUAAGUUGGGACUUCCGGAAUCACAUAUUUUACCUGGGAGUAUGAAGGAUAAUUUUUGGGAAAUGGGAGAAACUGGCCCAUGUGGGCCAUGUUCUGAAUUACAUUACGACAGGAUUGGAGGCAGGGAUGCUGCACACCUUGUCAACAUGGACGAUCCAGAUGUUUUAGAAAUUUGGAAUUUAGUGUUCAUUCAAUUUAAUAGAGAAUCUGAUGGGUCAUUGAAAAUGCUUCCAAAGAAGCAUAUUGAUUGUGGAUUGGGGUUAGAAAGAUUAGUUUCUGUAAUUCAGAAUAAAAGGGCCAAUUAUGACACAGACUUUUUUACUCCUCUGUUUAAAUCAAUUGAAAUAGGAACUGGUGCUAGACCUUAUUCUGGCAAAGUAGGUGCUGAUGAUGUGGACGGAAUUGAUAUGGCAUACAGAGUUUUGGCUGACCAUGCAAGAACUUUAACUAUUGCGCUUUCGGAUGGCGGCUGCCCAGACAACACAGGAAGGGGAUAUGUACUUCGAAGAAUUUUACGUAGAGCUGUCCGUUAUGCCUCCGAAAAAUUAAAUGCGAAACCAGGAUUUUUCGGAUCAUUAGUUUACACUGUAGUUGAACUUUUAGGAGAUGUAUUCCCGGAAAUUAAAAAGGACCCUGAUUCGCUUGUGCAACUUAUUAAUGAGGAAGAAAUUCAAUUUUUAAAGACCCUUACUCGUGGAAGAAAUUUGCUUAAUAGGACUAUGGAAAAACUUGGCACCUCGAAAAUUAUUCCCGGUGAUGUUGCUUGGCGUCUUUAUGAUACAUAUGGUUUCCCCAUAGACCUUACUCAACUUAUGUGUGAAGAAAAAGGUCUUACUGUUGACAUGGAAGGAUAUGAAGCCGCCAAAAAAGAGUCUCAAUUAAUAUCUCAAGGCAAGGCUGCAGGACAAGAAGAUUUACUUGCCUUAGACGUACAUGCUAUUAGUCACCUGCAAGAAACAGGAAUCCCUGCAACUGAUGAUUCACCGAAAUAUAAUUAUUUACCAUCUUCGACUGAAAAGGAAGCUAUAUACACCUUUGCUCCAUGCACAGGCACUAUUGUUGCACUUAGAAGAGAUAAACAAUUUGUACAUGAAGUUACAUCGGGUCAAGAAUGUGGUAUAAUUCUAGAUCGUACAAAUUUUUAUGCUGAACAAGGAGGUCAAAUAUUUGAUGAAGGAUACAUGGUAAAAACAGACGAUGAAAGUGUAGAAUUCUCAGUUAAGAAUGUGCAAGUAAAAGGAGGAUAUGUAUUACAUAUUGGAAAAGUGGAGGGUUGUCUAAAAAUUGGCGACAAUUUAUCAUUACAUAUUGACACCGAGAGACGAAGACUUGUUAUGAACAAUCAUACCGGCACCCAUGUUCUUAAUAAUGUAUUGAGAAAAGUUCUAGGAAAUGACUCCGAUCAACGUGGAUCCCUUGUCAUGCCUGACAGAUUACGAUUCGACUUUACAAACAAAGGGCCAAUGUCAGUAAAACAAAUAAAAGACACAGAAGAUCAAAUUAAAGAGAUAAUAGAUACAAACAAAAUUGUAUAUGCUAAACAUACAAGCCUUAGUGAGGCCAAAAAAAUCAAUGGUCUAAGAGCUAUGUUUGAUGAACAUUACCCUGAUCCAGUUCGCGUUGUUUCAGUAGGAAUACCGGUUGAAGAGUUAGUGAAAAACCCGGAUGGCCCAACUGGAUACGAAACAUCUGUAGAAUUUUGUGGUGGUUCUCAUUUGCACCGUACUGGUCACAUUGGUGAUUAUGUGAUAGUAAGCGAAGAAGGAAUUGCAAAAGGUAUACGAAGAAUCGUCGCGUUGACAGGACCCGAAGCGUUGAAGGCCAUAAAUAAACUAAGUCUUUUAGAAAACGAAGUCAACAAUAUUGCUGAUUACAUUAAAGAACAAAGUGAUAAUAUUAAUCAAAAAGAAGUAACAAAAAAAAUUGUAGAUCUCACUAACGACAUUUCUCAAGCACAAAUUUCUUAUUGGAAGAAGGAAGAAUUACGGACAAUGCUAAAGAAUUUAAAGAAGCAACUUGAUGAUAAAGAGAGAGCUGCAAAGGCUAUCACUAUUACUCAGGUGACAGAAAAAGCAAAAGAAUUGUGUCUAGAAAAUAAAGAAGCAAAAUACAUUGUUCGCGAGUUGAAAGCUGACGGAAAUACAAAAGCUUUAGACGGUGCGUUAAAACAAGUGAAACAGUUUUGUCCCAAUACUGCAGCUAUGUUCUUUUCAGUCGAUCUUAAUGCAAACAAAAUCUUUUGUUUGGCUGCUGUACCCAAGAGUCUUAAUGAAAAAGGCUUAUUAGCUUCCGAAUGGGUCCAGUCUAUCGUUGAUAUGAUUGGCGGUAAGGGCGGUGGAAAAGCCGAAUCUGCUCAAGCAUCUGGAAACAAUCCGAGUUGUCUCAACGAAGCUAUAAAAGUGGCUGAAACUUAUGCCAAUUCUAAAGUUUAAAAUAGUUUUUGGGGUUUUUACUGCUUUGUCAAAAUGUUCGAUUACACCGUUUAGAGAUAAAAUUGUAGCAUAUUUUCAGCGUGCAUAAACUUGUUUUUUUUUUAGUAUAUGCGCGAAAUUUCUCGUCGACCAAAUCGCUUAUUGGUUCGCUGUUUGCAUAAAAAAUAUUCAAUAAACACGAUGGAAGAGAAGGUUAAAACGAGAUAAAAAAAAAAACGAGCUUAUCCGCGUUAAAGCUGAACGCAACACAUACAUGUCCUUAAUUUAACAUAAAUAAUGUACUCAGUUGUUGUAAACAAUGAAGUUCGAAUAAAUAUAUUUAGAGUUUUGUAA
This is a messenger RNA of Manduca sexta (tobacco hornworm), 3441 nucleotides long. RefSeq names its product alanine--tRNA ligase, cytoplasmic (gene AlaRS). Gene Ontology annotation, biological process: tRNA modification; translational initiation; alanyl-tRNA aminoacylation. The record is from RefSeq and is a predicted model, not a curated record. The transcript is spliced from 2 exons. The coding region runs from base 208 to 3108 and encodes 966 amino acids. Gene Ontology annotation, cellular component: mitochondrion; cytoplasm. Gene Ontology annotation, molecular function: translation initiation factor activity; ATP binding; aminoacyl-tRNA deacylase activity. Lineage: Eukaryota; Metazoa; Arthropoda; Insecta; Lepidoptera; Sphingidae.